Durusdinium trenchii is the source of this 1599-nucleotide messenger RNA. NCBI's taxonomy places the organism in Eukaryota, Dinophyceae, Suessiales, Symbiodiniaceae. The record is from the annotation of a GenBank genome assembly.
AUGCCCGCACCUGCGGCAAAGGUACGCAAACAAAGGCUUGUUGCUCCAAAAUGCAGGGGCUGCAAGCAGAAGAUUCCACCUGCUGAGUGUGCUCCAAACUUUCCAGGCUGUCACCCAUGCAAGAGGGCAUUGGACAACAUCAACAAGUUGGCUCAUCGCCAAGGUAAAGAAGCUGUUGCUUUCGUCAAGAAGCAGAGGGAAGAUGAUGACUGUUGCUUUGCCAUGGUUCAGUCCUACAUGGAACUUUGUCCGGAGUCCAUGGAUGGUGCCAAGAACAAAAAGCGGGGAACUUGGUCCGUUGCCCGCUACCAAGAGCGCACAGAGGCUGCGUCUGGCUUCAUUCGGGACAAGGUGGGUGAGAUGAUGGGGAGGAAGUUGUACAUAGAGUUUGCGCAAACAACUCGUGGUGGAAAGAAGAGUGAUGACCAAGCUGCUGCUCAGUGGACAGAGUGGGAGCAAAAGAUUGGGGAGAAGGACCCAAAUGUCUACCAUGACUUUUUGGGUGAGAAUGGCGCCUUGCGAAUUUGGGUUCACACAGCCGAUGAGAUGCGGAUGAGGUCUUCUUACAUGCAGUCAAAAGAGCUGAUUGGCGAGGUUGAAACCGUCAAGAAACCAAAAGCUGCAGACAUUGAGCGCAUAAAAGGCCAACUCGGGACAAAGCACGAAACUAUGUCUGAGCAGAGCAGCAUAUGCGCUGCCAUGCUCAAGAAUGGGGAGAUGGCCUUCCAAGGCAACGACAACUUUUUGCUGGAUGUGACGGAGCUCUUGGGAAAGACGGGGGCGUCAGAAGCAGAAACCACUACAGAAACCUCAGAGCCACAAACCCCCAACAACUCUCCAGACAAGACCAAGCCAUGGGUCGAGAGAGACCGUGUGGUUUCAGCAACACUUCGCUCAGCUAAGCUGCAGAUCGAGGCCUUCAAGGUGAAAGCUCAGCAAGGUUUGGACAAUUUGAAGGCAAAGCUCGAGGAGCACAAGGCCAACAAGGAGGCUGACUUCCUAACAAACUUCGCUGGUGAGCUCAAGGUCUUGGAGGUUCGCGUCGAGGCUCUCAAGCUUGUCUUGGAAUCGAAAGAUGAGGACAAGGUGAAGGAGUUCAUUGCCAGGUUCAGUGCUGAGAUCCCACAAGACGCGGAGAUCCAUGAAAGCAAGGUUGAACUUGGGAGGGCGCCUCCUUGUGAGCUCUACGCUCAGCUCAAGCCCUUUUGCGUUUUGGAGCAGACUGCUGAGAGGUACCACCAAUGCACUCUUCCUGCCCAUGUGAAGGAGGUCACUGAGCAACUCACCAAGCUUCGUGCUCCAAUGACUCAGUUGCUCGGGAAUGGUUUGAAGGCCGAGAAGACCUUGAAGACGGCUGUGGAGCAGCUGAAGAAAGCUGCAGAGAAAAAACAGGAGAAGGCUAGCAAGGCGAAGAAGGCAAAUGCUUCUCCAAGUAUUCCUAUCUUCGACCAAGGUGCUUCAAUGGCUACUCAGGUUGAGAAACUUGCAGCUGGGGCGAAAGUGAACGCUUCAAAGCCUUUCUUGAUGGAUUGCAGCUCUGUUGUAUCCACUUUGAAGGAAGAUGGCAAGCUGACCCAGCAGCAGGCUGCCAGUUUCAAA